Camellia sinensis is the source of this 1452-nucleotide messenger RNA. The record is from RefSeq and is a predicted model, not a curated record. Lineage: Eukaryota; Viridiplantae; Streptophyta; Magnoliopsida; Ericales; Theaceae.
AGCCACGGCAUACGCUAGUUAUGAUAUAUAUCAUGAUUCUUAUUCUCUCGGAGUUCUUCCUCCUCACUGACGUCUUCCAGACACCGCCGUUACACCCGUCUUCGUCCACCCCUGCCAGUCAAUCCGCCGCCAUCCGCCUCUACCGUAUAUAUAUACCCCACCGUCACAGCCGUCGUCAUCCACUUUAGUGGGCAGAUCCGCCACCGCCGUCAACCAGAACCACCACGGUAGCUCUCUCAGAUGAGAUUGAAAAAACAGAAACGCCAUCGUAAGGUUGUGAGGUUCUACACAGCUUGCUUUGGCUUCCGAGAGCCAUUCAAGGUUCUUUGUGAUGGAACUUUUGUACAUCACCUUCAUGUCAAUUCUAUUACACCAGCCAAUACUGCACUCUCAAAUAUCCUUGGUGCCACCGUAAAAAUAUUUACUACCAGAUGUGUUCUUGCGGAAUUAAAAAGCCUUGGUGAAUCCUAUUCUGAAUCUCUUAAGGCAGCUCGUAACCUCUUUACUGCAAGAUGUGACCAUGAGAAGAGGAAGAGUGCUGUGGCUUGCAUUGUGGAAAUUAUUGGAGAAGACAAUCCCGAACACUUCUUUGUUGCUACUCAGGAUGCUGAUUUGCGGAAGAACCUCCAGGAGCUGAAGGUACCAGGUGUGCCUGUGAUAUUUGGUCUGCGAAAUGCCUUAAUGCUUGAGCCUCCAUCUGCAUUUCAACACCAGUUUGCCAAAUCUACAGAAGAAGAACGUUCACAUAUGACUGAGUUUGAAUAUAAAAUGUUAAGAAUGAAGAAAAAGAACAUGUUGGCCAUGGAGGAAGCAAGGGAGUCAUCUGGUGUGAAUGGAAGUGAAGGUGAUUUAGGGACCCUGGCAGUGAUGAACGCAAACAGUGGAAGAAAGGGAAAAGAAGUGAAGGAUAAAGUUCAGUUCAAGAGAAAGAAAGCAAAGGGUCCAAACCCACUCUCAUCUAAGAAGAAAAAGAAUUGUGGGCAUGCAAAAGCAAAUCUUGUUUCAGAGAAGUCUAGAUGCAGGACAGCAAUGAUGGCAGUGAAACCACAAGAACCAGGAGCAGGAAACGGAAAAGAUUAUGUAAGCAAGGCAAAAAGCUUGAAGUGACAAAUGAUUAACAGUUGUUGGCACGUGGAAAGAGCAUUAAGUGGUGGUUUUCUUGUUAGCUGAUAGCUAAGUGAGUGCAUUAAGUUUACAGACAAAUUGCAGGAAAAGUUAACUGAAUGGCAAGUUGGCUUUUUUUAGGUAGGGAACAUUCUUACUUUUCCUAAAAGCUGACUAGAUUUUUUUUUGGAAGUUUAGAGUUUCAGCAAUUAUAUAACUUCAUGGAAAUGUUUAAAGAUAGAAUUGAUGUCUCUUUGUUUAUUGUGUCUCUGGUUAGUGUGUUUUGUGUCAACAUUGUACAGUGUACCAAUCCUUCUUUUCCCUUUCUGUGGAGGUGGUUUGGACUUA